AUGUCCGACACUUCAUUUGGACCACCACCAUCCGGCCUUGAUCUCACAGCCAGUCAUCAUUCGAAGAAUAAUGCGGCUGUGAUUUCAACCUAUAUUCUUGCUGCAGGCGCGAUUGCCCUACGAUGGACUACACGAUACCGAAUGCAGGACGCGGCGAUCGCGGCGGAUGACUGGAUGAUUCUGGCCGCAUGGAUAUCAGUGACAGCCAGCUUUGUCUGUACAAUUAUCGGAGGAAACUACGGCCUCGGAAAACAUGUUUGGAGUGUUGCAAUGACCGACAUUAUGAAGCUGAUGCGAAUUCUUUUCGCAUAUGUUCUGAUCUACGUGGUCACUGUCCCACUCAUCAAGCUAUCAAUACUACUCCUCUACCGGCGAAUAUUUGGGAUGAGCAAGGCGAUUUGGUUCUGCGCAGUGCUUACGAUUGGAUACUGGCUGUCCUGCACGAUCGCAUUUCUAGUCUGCUGUCGACCAGUCUCUUAUUACUGGAGGCAAUACGCCGAUCCCAGCAGCGGCAGAUGUGUCUUCAAUCUCUACCCAUUCUAUAUCGGCAAUGCAGUCGCCAAUUUAAUCACGGAUAAGGUGUUGGUGUGCGGCAUAUUUAUGCUUGGGGGAUUUGUCUGUAUUGCAAGUGUUAUCCGAUUGUAUUACUUGACAUUUCUGAAGACAUCAGUUGACAUCACCUGGGUCAUCGGCGACGUGUUCAUCUGGUCCAGCGUGGAGCCGUGUGUGGGGAUCCUGUGCGCCUGCCUACCCACCUUACAGCCCCUGUUGCGUUACGCGGUUAAGCGGUUUGCCAGCUCUCGGGUGGGCAGAUAUAUUCUGCAGAGUUCCGGAGGAAAGGAUUCUACUACGAUAGCGGAAGGCCGUCGGACUGUUGAGAUGAAUAAUCUGAGUAGAGAAAACGACGCUGACGAGCAAUGGAUAGCAGUCGAGACUAAAUUCGAAUUGGGCGAGGAGCUCAGGAGAUGA
Aspergillus brunneoviolaceus CBS 621.78 is the source of this 969-nucleotide messenger RNA. RefSeq lists its product as uncharacterized. The transcript has 6 exons. NCBI's taxonomy places the organism in Eukaryota, Fungi, Ascomycota, Eurotiomycetes, Eurotiales, Aspergillaceae. The record is from RefSeq and is a predicted model, not a curated record. The coding region runs from base 1 to 969 and encodes 322 amino acids.